UCUAUCUUGUUUGAGACCCAUGUGUUGAUCCAUCUAGUUCUGGGUUUCUCAGUAGAAGUUUUUGACGAUGAUAAUAAUAAUAAUAUCUUCUUGUUAUUAUUAUUAUUAUUGUUAAAAACUUUAUCAACUGGGUUUGUUCGGGAGGAUUUAAAGAGGAAAAAUGGGUUGCUUCUUAUGGUGCAUUACUCCGAAUGAGAAAGUCGUCAAUACAGAUGGUCCAACAGAUUUUUCGAAACGCAGGGCCGAAUUGAAAUCCAUUACAUUCAAAUCAAUUGUUUCUACUAUUUCACUCAAGACAGGUAGCAGCAGGCAGAGAAGGAUAACCGCUGAGAUACAAAAACAUGGAACUGUACAAAAUGAAGCCAAGGUUUUCACAUACAAAGAACUCGGUGAUGCAACUGACGGUUUCAGCGAUGAACACAGAAUAGGCGAGGGGGGAUUUGGGGUUGUCUACAAAGGACGCAUACAAAAUAUUGAUCAAGUUGUGGCUGUGAAGCAACUGGACAGGCAAGGAAGGCAAGGAACUAGAGAAUUUAUUUCAGAGGUUUUGAUGUUGAGCUUGUUGAAGCAUCCAAACCUUGUCAAUUUGAUUGGUUAUUGUGUUGAAGACGACCACAGGAUUUUAAUCUACGAAUACAUGCCCCAGGGGAGUCUAGAAGAUCAUCUCCUAGAGUUAGCUCCAAAUAAGAAGCAUUUGUCUUGGGAUAUGAGGAUGAAAAUAGCUGAGGGAGCUGCGAGAGGGCUUGAGUAUCUACAUGAAAUUGCUGAGCCAAAAGUAAUAUACCGUGAUUUCAAAGCAUCUAAUGUACUGUUAGAUGACGAUUUCAAUCCCAAGCUUUCUGAUUUUGGAAUGGCAAAAAUGGGCCCAACACAAGGUCAACUUUAUAUCACUACAAGGGUCAUGGGAACCUAUGGCUAUUGUGCACCAGAGUAUGCUGCCUCGGGGCAGCUAACGAGCAAGUCUGAUGUUUAUAGCUUUGGUGUUGUGCUUUUGGAGAUAAUCUCUGGCAGAAGAGUUAUUGACGUUGCAAGAUCAGCAGACGAGCAGAACCUAAUUCAAUGGGCACAACCUCUGUUUAAGGACAGAAGCAAGUUUACGCAAAUGGCUGACCCCUUGCUUGAGGGUAGCUACCCUGAGAAGAGCCUGUUUCAAGCUCUUGCAGUGGCAGCAAUGUGCCUGCAAGAGGAAGCUGAGGCAAGACCUUCAAUGGGUGAGGUUGUGGAAGCGCUAGAGCUUCUAACAAAGCCAAAAGAUAGAGAAUUAUGAGAACACCUGGAUCCAUGGUCAGAACUGCUAGCCACAUUGAAUCAUUUAGAGCACACUAAAAAGACCAACAGAUGUAGAGUCAUCACCAAAAACUGGAGUUUCAUGCAAAACUAGACUGGCAUUACGAACCAGAGAGGGGUGUUAGAUCUGAUAAUGUAUGCGCGUGCGCGUGCACAUGUGAAGCUAAAAGUGCUACAUGCUUUAGAAAGAGUUGCUAGAGUGCUUGACAAUUUGAUCUUCAAAAUGAGAAAUUAUCCAACUCUCGCAACGCAAUCUGAAAAAAAGCAUAAUAAGCUUCAAGAGUUGGUCUCAAUGCAAGUGCAAACUGACGCAUGAAACAACUUCAACGGCUGGUUUGAUGGUGAAAACAAGCAUGUGAUGUGUGAUUAAGUAUUAAAUCUUGUCAAUUUCUUGGGGGUAAAGUCACUAGGAAUUUCUUCGCAAUCCCCUUAAUUUUUGUAUGAAUUACCUGCCUCUCACUGGAUUAGAGAAGUGGAUUAAUUGAAUUGCAUGCAAACAGUACCAAACACUACUUGAUUGUGAUACAAAGGGAAAACAAAUUUAGUUAACUCCGGAGAAAUACUUGCAUUAUAGCUGAAAGUUGUAACUAGGAAUUCUGUUUAAAUCGAUUAUUGUUUUCUGCAGUUGUGUAUCUUCUCUCCUUCCUAUUCCAAGUCAUAAAAUCAAGACUAAGAAGUUGGGUUGGGAAUAGGCUCUGCAAGAAAUUGUGACUACGAUAUAUGGCUGAGCUUUCUGAGAACUUCCUAGCCUUCUUAACUCGAACUUGGUGCAGUACUUAAUUUCCUUCUUCAGUAAAGUUCCAAAGCUGCUCCUUGUGCCCAUAGCAAUAGGAGCAGGAGAAACAGCCAUUUUUUAUCUUGGAAUUUGGAGACUGUAACUCUACUUUUCUAGUGUAAUAUUUAGUUGUUGAGAUGAAAGGUAUGAAGGAGAAUUAUAGAUGGUGAAA
Messenger RNA from Prosopis cineraria, 2234 nucleotides. Its product is annotated as probable serine/threonine-protein kinase PBL23. The record is from RefSeq and is a predicted model, not a curated record. The transcript is spliced from 6 exons. Gene Ontology annotation, biological process: protein phosphorylation. Lineage: Eukaryota; Viridiplantae; Streptophyta; Magnoliopsida; Fabales; Fabaceae. Bases 161 to 1267 code for a protein of 368 amino acids. Gene Ontology annotation, molecular function: ATP binding; protein kinase activity.